Molecule: messenger RNA, 6661 nt
Organism: Paramisgurnus dabryanus
Lineage: Eukaryota; Metazoa; Chordata; Actinopteri; Cypriniformes; Cobitidae
Gene: fndc1
Product: fibronectin type III domain containing 1
Molecular function (GO): protein binding
Source: RefSeq, a predicted model, not a curated record
CUUUCAUUCCCUCAGUGUAGCGGAUCACGGUAAUACUGAAGCACUGUUUGCAAUGUCUCCUGCACGGGCACGAGCUCUUCUCGGGCUCCUGAUAACCAUCUGCACCCAGAGCCCACUACUGCUGGGUUCCAAGCCACUACCGCCACAAAAUGUGAAGCUGUCACCGGUCAAUAGGGGUUUGAAGGUCACAUGGGAUCCACCCAGUGAGUUGGACGGGCGGCCGGUAGAUAGCUACACCAUCGGCUACGGGAAAUCUAUGAAGUCACUACGCUUCGUAAACGUAGACAAGGAAAGGCGGUCCAAGAUGCUAGAGGACUUAGAGCCUGGAGUCCUGCAUUUUCUCAAGAUGAGUGCAGAGAAUAAGGAUGGGAUGAGUAAACCUGUCUACAGGGCAGAGACUCCAGGAGGGGGAGAGUGGGUGAAGCUGGAUGGAUUUGCUGUCGAGCCUUUUAACAAAUCUUCUCCAGGUAGAAUGGUGUCUAUAACUUCAUCACAAAUAAACCCACGGCCCCCAGUUCGGAAGAUGGCACAGAGGGCCCCCCAGUCAUCAUCAGGACCAGAAUCCCCUCUUCAAGGAGGUCACCUCCCUCUCAGGCCCCAAAACAAACACAGAGUUGACCUCAGUCAGCACCAAGCAGACCAGCGCAACGCCAACAAGCCUAAACUGGCGUCUGAGUCCGUCUAUGUGGUAUCACUGCAGGCAUCCAGAGCCCAGGGGAGGAGCGCACCCAUUAACACGGCUUUCUUGAGUAAAAAAGUAACCGCAGAACCAGAGGUUGUGGAUGAUGUAAAGGACAUCACAGUUAGAGUAUUAUCUCCUCAGUCUGUCCUUAUCACAUGGGUUGACCCACUUGUUGAGAAGAAGAAAGAAGUUCCAGGAAGUGCAAGGAUUUACACAGUGAAAUACAGAGAGAAAGGAGAAUCUGCCCGAUGGGAAUUCAAGGACACCCAUCAGAGGCGUCUCAUGAUUGAAACGCUCUCCGCGGACAGCAUGUAUGAGUUCUCCAUUCGCAUCUCACAAGGAACCCACGAGGGCAAGUGGAGUACAUCUGUGUUUCAGAGAACCCCUGAAUCAGCGCCCACGGGCCCUCCGGAAAAUUUUGAGGUGAAACCACUUAGAGGAAAAGGUACUGCUGUCACAGCAACCUGGGAUCCACCUGAGGAAACUAACGGACGAUUAAGAGAGUACAUCCUUUCCUAUGCUCCUGCUAUGAAACCGUUUGGCGCAAAGACAAUUACGUACCGUGGCACCACCACAUCUGCUACCAUAGAUGGACUCACACCAGGUGACCGCUAUAUCUUCAAAAUCCGUGGAGUAAAUAGAAGAGGACAAGGACCACAGACUAAAGCUAUUAUCGUUGCAAUGCCGCCAUCCAGUGCUACUGGAGCAAAAAUCUCCACUCAUUCAAGGACUAUGGACAACCAUAAGUCAGACAAAAGCACCUCCACGAUAUCAUCAUACAAUGAAUCAGAAGAACAGGAGUCAGAAGAGGUGGAAGAGUCAAAAACUCAGACAACUCCAACCACUCCAACUCAGGCUCCAACCACAAACAAGCGAAGACGUCCUCUUUCCGAAACAAGGUCCUAUCACAACAUCUUCUCAUCUGUAAGGGGUUCUCUCAAGAAUCGAGGUACUAGUUCAAGGUCAAACUCGCAUUCAUCCUCUACUGAUACCAAAGAGGAAACUAGAGAUGAGGAUGAGAGACCAACAGACAGUCCAACAGAUGAGAAGAUAAAAUCAAAUGAGGCUACUGAGGAUACAAAGCCAGAGACCAGCAACAAUGUUACACCGCAAACAGAAGAUUCAAAAUCCUCACCUGACAACACAGAAUCAAUUAAAAGAUCCAACCAAUCACCAGCAACUCCAACAUUACCUUCAAACCCAUCCUCAAAUGACUCUAUUCAUAAAAAAAACGAGGACCAACGUUCUUCUUGGACACCUCGCACAUCCUCAAUUGUAGACAUCAGCCGAUUUAGAAGGCCUAAUUCUCGGACGCAUGGUUCUCGAUCAAGGACUCGAAAUGAAGGUUCUUCAAGCUCAGCACUCAACCCAGAGUCUGCAGCAACAAAAAACGAUUCUACUGAGGGAAAGGACAUUCAGAUAGGCGUGAUGGACAAAAAGGCUUCAGUGGUCUUACCUCAAGAAAACAAGCCUGAACCGGUGAAGGAAUCAGUAUCAUCCCCUUCAACCUCUUCCUCAGCAUCAUCUUCAUCCUCUUCUUCCACUUUGACGUCUUCCUCGUCAUCUUCAGGUACAAGAAAUACUUCAUCUACAUUAAGUCGAGUUACAAAUCCAGGAUCUGGUACCAUGUACCCUAAUGGCAGAAGAGUUGGAACAAGAAUUCAGAGAGUUCAAACAGGACAGCACAAGCCUGACUCGUCACCAACUUCUUCACAAUCCACACUGCCAGUAGAAACAAAAACUUCUGACAGUAGUGAUGACCAAUUCACAAACCCUACUGAUACAACAGAGGAACAUAGGAGCCUUCCUACCAACCAAAAGAUCUCGGAGAUAGACACAACAAAGGAUGAUACAACGAAAAAAGAGCCGCAGGAACCAAAGGAAAAUUAUAAUAACAAAGAAGAUAAACGUGAAAGUUAUCCCAUUACUUCUUCAAGGACUAACCCAUCUUCAACAGGGCGUAGUUCAUCUUUACAAUUACCAAGCAGAAUUUCUAGGAUAGUCACAGGCAGUCGAAGACAAGAUGGCAGAAUACCGUGGAGUAGAACCGCCUCAUCAGUAGGUGCAGGAAGACCACUUAUUAGAGGAAUUCCUUCAUAUUCAUCUGCUUCGAGCACUCGUGACACUAGUGAUAAACUUUCCCCCACAGCAUACCCCUUAAAGCCAAAGGUUGUCUCUGUCUCAGAUAAACCUAGUAUUAAACCCAGUGUUUCAUCAAAUAUUGCAAAAAGUUUAAAUAUUCACAAUAUUCGCAAUGAUCAUGAAGAUGAAUAUGUUAAUAAGGGGACCAAAGACACAUUUGAGAGGCAAAACAAGGAUGCUGUCCCAACUGUAGCACCUAAAACUACUACAACAGCUGUGACUGAAACUCAAAGACCUGUCCAGACCUUUGAGAAUGAAAGUGUGGAUAGGGAACAAAGUGCCACAAGCACCAGUUCAAGGUCACAUCCAUCAGUUCCCCAAAGAGUGCCUAUUUUGUCUUCUAUUGGAAGGGUCCGCUCACCUGUGGUAGCAAGUCGGCUAAAAGGGUCACGGCUCCCCAGUAGGUUGUACCCAGUACAACACAAAAGACUGGGCUUAAGUUCCACACCUGAUAUUAAAUCAUCUUCUUCAUCAGCUUCAUCAGCUUUCAAUAUAUCACCUAACCCUCUUUCCCCUCAAUCUCGAAAUCCAGUGAUGGGGUCAAGGCUGCGACCGGUUUCAAAGGAAAACACUCCAGGCAAUGGCUACAAACCCAGUUAUGGAAAUAAUGGCAGAAAUGGACGUCCAAACCUGACAGCCGCAAAUGGCAAAGUAUCCUCAACAUCUGAUGCAAACUCUAAACCAAAUGGAGUCAAACAUAUCAUAGGUCCUGAAGGAGCGAAAUGGAUCGUGGAUCUGGAUAAAGGUUUUUUAAUGAACGAAAAUGGACAAGUUCUUCAAGAUUCAAAGGGAAGACCCCGAAAAGUUGUCCUUGGGGAGGAUGGCAAGACUAUUUUUGAUGAUCAGGGCAGCCCUCUGGUAAACCAGGAAGGACUAGCAUUAUUUGGUAGCGGAAGAGACAGUCGGCCUGUGAUUAAUCCCAGCGACAAGUACCUUACUGUGGGAGGAAGGCCAGUUGUGGGUCUGGACCCACCUAAACCCAAGACUACUACCACCACAACAACCACUACAACAACAACCACUACAACGACAACCACACCAGAACCCACAACAACAGAAAUGGUAACUUUGGAGCCAACAACUUUGGAGCCGACAACAUUGGAGCCAACAACAUUGGUGGCUGACCCUACGUGUCCACCUGGACUGUACUCCCAACUGGAUAAGAAUGGUUUUCCAGUGAUAGAUAGUGAUGGAAUACUUAACUGCUAUUCUGAAGAGGAGAUUUUUGAGGAGACCACCACAAUCUCCAUCCCUACCACACAGCCCCCCACUCCUGAUACGAGGCCAUUUAACAACACCCCUUCCUCUGAGUUUGAUCUUGCUGGCAAGAAACGUUUCACAGCUCCAUAUGUAAACUACAUACGUAAGGACCCUGGAGCUCCCUGUUCCCUGACCGAGGCUCUGGAGUACCUGCAAGUGGAUGUCUUGGCGGACUUGAUGGAGAAAGACCAAGAGACAACCAAUCAAAAGCAGCCACCCAAGAACAAACCGCAUAACGUUACUGUGGUUGCUAUGGAGGGCUGUCACUCUUUUGUCAUCUUGGACUGGGCACGCCCACUGAAGGAUGAUAUGGUAUCAGGUUACAUGGUACACAGUGCAUCCUAUGACGAUGUCCUGAAUAACAGGUGGUCAACCAGGCCCUCAAACGGAACACAUCUUCCUGUUGAAAACCUCAAGCCCAACUCCAGGUAUUACUUCAAAGUUCAAGCAAAAAAUAUCUUCGGCCUGGGGCCGCUCAGUGAAACUUUAACAUAUGUAACAGAGUCAGAUGACCCUCUUCUCAUAGAACGGCCCCCAGGUGGCGAACCUAUCUGGAUCCCGUUUACAUUUAGGUAUAACCCCGCCCACAGUACUUGUAGGGGAAGUCAGUUUGUCAAGCGCACAUGGUACAAGAAGUUUGUCGGUGUUGUCCUCUGCAACUCCUUGCGCUAUAAGAUCUUCAUGGGAAAUGGACUGAAAGAAACAUUCUACAGCAUUGCUGAUACAUUUGGCCAUGGAGAGGACCACUGCCAGUUUGUGGACUCCUAUCUAGAGGGAAGAACAGGACCACACAACCUCUCCCUAUACCUACCCACAGCUCAAGGUUAUUAUCGUUCAUAUAGACAAGAGCCAGUAAGUUUCGGGGCUAUUGGCAGGCGUACACCACAUCAUUUCGUAGGCUGGUAUGAGUGUGGAGUUCCCAUCCCAGGGAAGUGGUAACAAACAGAAACUCCAAGAGGACAUUUCCACCGGAAAUCACAUUCAAUGCUAAUGUGUUCUUUCCCUAUAGUUACCAGCCAUUCACAAAGACGAAUUACUGCUCACAAUGGCAACCAAAUCUAAUGAUAUAGCAAUUGCUUCUGAUGAAAGGAAUAUAGUACUUUGAGUAACACUAAUAUUUCUGCAUAUUCAAAAUCAAGCACUUUUUAAAUCAGUCUGUAUAUGAGGAAAUUGCAGCAUGUGUAUUGAGUUUAUUAACUUUGUGUUUUUCAAAAUUAAUUUUGUAUGUGUUCAGUAAUGUUUCACAUUAGAUUCCACUCAAAAUAUUUAUCUUACAGUGCCUUCAGAGAAUCUUAAAGGGAUAGUUCACCCAAAAAUGAACAUUUUGUAAUCAUUUACUCACUCUCAUGUUGUUAUAAACCUGUAUAAAUUCCUUUGUUCUGAUGAACACAAAGGAAGUUUUUUGGGGGGAAUGUUUGUACCAAACUGAUCAGAAGCCCUAUUGACUUCCAUAGUAUUAUUUUACUACUACGGAAGUCAACGGGGCCUCUGAUCGGUUUGGUAACAAACUUUCCAGAAAAUAUGAAGAUUUUGGUUCCAAAACGCGAUAAACGCCAUUUAAAAAAAAAAAACACCAGUUACCGCCAAAUUCAGUGUUGUAUUAAGUCGGUAUUAAAAAGUGUAUUCUUAAUUUUAUGCAAAAUCCAAUAUUCGGCGUGUUAUUUUACAAACCGCGAAAAACGGCAGUCCUCCUUCUCUGCAGAAUGCAAUAAAUCAGAUUAACCAAUCACAGCGCACCAUUCCAUGCACUGUAAACAACAAUGGUGGUGCUUUGAAUUCACACGGAAACCUAGUUUUCCUCAUCUACUUUGUACUUCGUGAUCAACAAACAAACAAAAACAAAAUAGUAAUUUUGAUGGCAUUGAUAAAACUGUGUCGGGGAAGAAACGUAAGCCAUCAAAUUCGAAUAAUUUACAUGAGAGGCACUCGGGCAAAGGAAAAAAUGCCGGCUGUUGCUUGUUCUCAUGACAGCAUCAAGCUUCUGCCAUGCUAACACAUUGACCCCAGGGGAUAUUAUGAAAAAUUUUUCAUUAUUUUACUCAAAGUCAACGAAAAUCAAGCAGGACCAAGACAUUUUACAGCUGAUCGGCGUCAAAAAAGUUAAGCGACUACGUCCCAAGGAUUUUUAAUGUUAUUAUAACCUAAAGAUGCUAUGUGAAAGUUUGUAACAUAAAAUAGUGGUUUUCAUCUUUUAACUUUCUUGGUAUAGAAAACACGUUUUUACAAAAAUUUGUCAAAAUAGAUUUAUUGCUUUUUGGAACCAAGCUCUUCAUAUCUUCCUUCCUGUUCACCAGAACAAAAAACUUUUUACAGGUUUGUAAAUAAUGACAGAAUUUUCAUAUUUGGUUGUGGAUUACCUAAAUAUCAAAGCACAACGCAAAUGUCUGGCAAGCUCUGUGAGUGAUGUUUGCUGUUGUUUUUAUAACUUGCCAAAUUUUUAUACUUUUACAUUUUUGUAUUACCCUCUUUUUGACCAAUGGUUGGCAUGGAAGUAUUGCCCAUAUUAGGGCAGAUGGUAAAAAUAUUUUUAUUUGCUCAGGAACUAUUAAAAUUUGAAUAAAGGUGCUAUGGAGAAAA